AUUCGAAGUUUUUCCAGAAAAAGAAGAAAUCGUGGACUAGUUUUGACAAUUUCAUUCCUGUUCAUCAGGGUGCUUUUAUUAUCCUAAACACCGGAUGCGAUUAUUUAGUGAGCGCAUACAUUUCCGGGUUAUGAGUGUCGCGGUAAACAAGCCUCUUUAUCCACUAACAUAAGAACGGAACCGUUACAAUAAACUGUCUGUCCAUUAUGGAAUAAAUUUAAGCUCAUGUGAGGCAAAUACUUUUGGAUAUGGACAACGGACACUCGAAGAAAAUGCGACCAAGAGAGCUACCGCCACUUCCCCAGCGAUCUCAGCGAGCGCUCCCUGCAAUGCCAAGCCAGGACACCACUGAUGACAUGCCAACUUCCAAAACAAAAAAGAAGAGGCUGAGAAAGGAGCAGAACGGUGGCGAUUCAGUGGAACAUCCAGGUUUGGAGAUGAUGGGUCAGAACAACAGAAGGGCGUCUGAGGUCGGGGAACAACUGAACCAAGAGAGCUCAUCUGACGCACCUCCCCAAAGGCGGAGGCGGAAGAAAAAAACGCCGACAAUUGAUGUCGAUGAUGACCAAGCAGACCUUGUGAAUGAAGAUGGAGCUGAGCAGAAUACCGAUGGAGAGGAGGUGCCAAAGAAACCCAAGAAGAAGAAGAAGCUCAAAACUGUUGAAUCACAGCUUCACGAUGAGUUGGACGUAGAAGAGGACGACAUUAUCACAGACGUUCCUCUGUCUAAACCUCAACACUCCCUCUUCACGGCACCACAGGGUCAGAGUCAGCCAGUCGGGAAAGUCUUUGUCGAGAAAAGCAAGCGCUUUCAUGCAGCAGAGCGCUCAGACUGGAGGAAAACAAGCAUCCAGAUGGAUAAUAUUACAGAUUUUCAACACAUUCAGCCGCUCUGGACCACCAGAGAUGUUUCUGUCAGGCUGCAUGCAGGCUUCAGGGUUUUUGGUCUCUAUUGCCAUGGCUUCCUGGCUGGCUACGCUGUCUGGAACACUGUCAUGGUUUAUAUGUUGGCGGGGAGGCAGCUCACUGCACUGUCCAAUCUUCUAGAGCAGUACCACAGCCUGGCUUAUCCUUUCCAGUCACUACUCUACAUGCUGCUGGCCAUCAGCACUGUAGCCACGUUCGACAGAGUGAAUCUCGCCAAAGGCUCCAUGGCAAUGCAGGGGUUCAUCACUUUAGACCCCGUCGCUCUGGCCUCCUUCUUUUACUUCUCUGCACUGAUACUCUCGCUCAGCCAGCAAAUGACCAGCGAUCGAAUAAACCUGUACCCCACGCAGAACGCCACAUUAUGGCCCCCGGGGUCUGAGCAUCAGAUUCUCCACCCAUGGGUGACAGUUAAUCUCGUGGUGGCGCUGUUGGUGGGUUUAGCUUGGAUUUUUAUUGCCACCCGACCUGAGACAGACUAUACACAAGGUUACUUGAUGACCAUGGAAAUUGAACCUCCGAGACCAGAAGACAAAUCUGAAAUGACAGCUUGAAUGAGGCACCUUUUUACACACAUUUCCCUUGUAUUUAAAAAAAGGAUGUAUUUUUUAUGUUGUAAAACUUUUUUUUUGUUAAUGCACAUUUUGCUUUGUGAUAGUUGACUUAGACUUUAUUAAAUUCAAUAAAAAAAAGCCUCUCUGUCUUGAAUCAAGCAAGUGUUCAUUUUUACAUGCAACAUUUAUGUUGUCACAAUGUGUAGAAGAGAGUCACCGUGUUUUCCAUCAUGGCCAAAACAUUAAUGUGCAUGGUAUA
Synchiropus splendidus (mandarinfish) is the source of this 1737-nucleotide messenger RNA. Its product is annotated as transmembrane protein 237A-like. Lineage: Eukaryota; Metazoa; Chordata; Actinopteri; Syngnathiformes; Callionymidae. The coding region runs from base 249 to 1478 and encodes 409 amino acids. Gene Ontology annotation, biological process: cilium assembly. The transcript has 14 exons. The record is from RefSeq and is a predicted model, not a curated record. Gene Ontology annotation, cellular component: ciliary transition zone.